Messenger RNA from Scutellospora calospora, 1575 nucleotides. The record is from the annotation of a GenBank genome assembly. NCBI's taxonomy places the organism in Eukaryota, Fungi, Glomeromycota, Glomeromycetes, Diversisporales, Gigasporaceae.
AUGGCAUGCCAUAUAAAUCAUGCUUUAAACGCGCCCCGUGGAUGGAAAUACUCGAAACUUAACCAGAGCAAGAUCGAAAGUGUUAUUUCCCGCGCUCAAGAUGCUUUCCUUGGAAAAUGGAAAGAAUCUUACCUUAAAAGACUUUCCUUCGUCGAUAAUGAUAAUACACUAACGCAAGAUGAAAAAGAUGAGGCUAAGCUGAACCUAACGAUCCUUAAGGAUAGAGAUAAUUUGUUGAAUCGAAAAGGUGAAACGUAUAGAUGUGAUACAUGUGAUAAGUUGGGAUAUAUGAUUAUUUGGUGUCAUCAUUGCGUAGCAGAUUUCCUACGUGAUAAUGCAAGUAAAUGGACUUCAGGAAACGAGUAUAUAGACCGUCAAAUUUAUCUUGCCCAAAUGAGGGGACCAAUACCCGAAGCUAUUCCUGAGUGGAUUCCAUAUGAACUAUUGACAAAUGUGAGCUACUUAACCCAAGGUGGAUGUGCUUCUAUCUAUUCUGCAACAUAUAAUAGAGGGUUAUAUACAAGAUGGGAAAAGGCGACAAGAACAUUGUCCCGAGGGUUAAUAGGAUUCAAAGUCGUUCUAAAAAAGUUGAAUUUGAACAACGAGGAAGUUAAUCUCAGAGAUGAGCUUGAGAAGCAUCUUUAUGUCUCUAGUGUCUAUGAUGCGAUAGUACGUUGUUAUGGUGUCACACGUGAUCCCAUUACUAAAGACUACAUGUUGGUGUUAAAUAAGAUGAGAUACGACUUGCGGUUAGUACACCGUGAUUUACAUCCCGGUAAUAUCCUGAGAGGAAGAAUUGAUAAUAAUUGGUAUAUCGCUGAUCUUGGGUUUACUGGACAUCCGAACAAGGCAGCAAAUCAGAUUAUUGGGAAUCCUCGGUAUAUUGCUCCCGAAAUAUAUACUAAAAGAGAAUAUUCGAUAAAAUCAGACAUAUAUGCUUUUGGAAUGCUGCUAUAUUAUAUGAUAACUUUUAAGCAACCAUUCGCAGGACUAUUACAUGAUGAUACCUUGAAUCUUGAGGUUUUUAUAGGAACUCGUCCAAUUAUUCCAGAUCGAAUACCAAAGGCUUACAGUUCGUUAAUGCGGCGCUGUUGGGAUGUUGAUCCUAACAAAAGACCCAGUACAGUAAAAAUUUCAAAGGUUUUGUUACUUAUUGCAAGUAGAAUUAAACAGCAAGAUUUCGUGCUGCAAAAUGCACCUUCAGAAGCUGAUAGUGAGAUUUCUCAAAAUGUGCAUGAGGAAAUGGAUAGUGGGAUUUCAACUGUAAAUAGUGGGUAUGUUAUAGAGUUAAUUUCUAAAGAUGGUACCUGUGCAAUCAAUUUUGCUGAUAAACAGCACUGUCUCGUGCUGCAAAAUGCACCUGCGGAAACGGAUAGUGAGACUUUAACUGAAAAUAAUGAGAAUGUUAUAAAGUUAAUUUCGAAUCAUGAUUCCUGUGCAAUCAGUUUUGCUGAUAAACAGCACGGUCUUGUGCUGCAAGAUGUACCUGCGGAAUUAGAUAGUGAGAUUUCACUAAAUACAUCUGUAGAAGUGGAUAGUGUAAAUUUAACUUAUAAAGGUGAUACAAACUAUUAG